This is a messenger RNA of Ipomoea nil (Japanese morning glory), 2583 nucleotides long. Its product is annotated as choline transporter-like protein 2. Lineage: Eukaryota; Viridiplantae; Streptophyta; Magnoliopsida; Solanales; Convolvulaceae. Gene Ontology annotation, molecular function: transmembrane transporter activity. Gene Ontology annotation, biological process: transmembrane transport. Bases 258 to 2360 code for a protein of 700 amino acids. The transcript is spliced from 10 exons. The record is from RefSeq and is a predicted model, not a curated record. Gene Ontology annotation, cellular component: membrane.
AUUUAAUCAAAGGAUUAUUCCCAUAAACCCCUGUUUAGUCCUUGGUCCCCUUUCACACUCUUUUUUCCUCUUUUCACUGCUCAAAGUCCACAAUCCAGUGUACUCUCCAGUCCCCCUCUCUCUUUCUCCAUAUUUUGUAUCUGAGAGACUGAGACCCAUUUCACUACCCUUUUUUUCUUUUGUUCUACGCUUACAGGAGGGAGUGUUUGUUUGUUUGUGUGUGUGUAUAGAUAUAGAUCAAUACAUAAGGGAAUAUAAUGAGAGGGCCAUUGGGAGCUGUGAUUGGGAAGUACCCUUCAAGUGAUGGGAAUGGGGAAGUGAGUAGUGGUGAUGGGAUUAUAAAGCACAACAGGAAAUGCAGAGAUGUGGUGUUUCUGCUCAUCUUCAUUGCUUUCUGGGUGGCUAUGAUAGUAAAUUCCAGCUUUGGAUUCAACCAAGGAAACCCAUUAAGGUUGACUUAUGGACUGGACUAUAAAGGCAACGUUUGUGGUGACAGACAUGCAGACCCGAACCUUCACGAGUUGGACCUCAGAUAUUGGUUAAAUCCCAACGAAGUUUAUCAAAGUGGCUCGAAGGACAGUGAUGUCAAGCUUGCUAAUGCCCGAAGUAUUUGCUUGAUGGACUGCCCUAUCCCGUCAGAAGAUUCACUAAAUUGGGUUUGUGACUAUCCCGAGGGUGACAUUCGUCUUGCAGUUGAUGACUGGAUUGAUAGAAACUAUGAUUAUUUUGCUGACCUUACUCCUGAAUUAAGGAACGCGUCCCUUCAGCUUCAGGGUCCUUGUUACCCUGUCAUAUUUCCUAGCGUUAAUGUUUAUUGGAGCUGCCAAUUUAUUGCUCGGGCAUCAAAUGUGUCUUUGCGGCAUUGGAAGGAGAUGGGUGGGAUUGAAAUUUUUGAGGAUAUUAUAAUAGAUAAAGCAAUUCAUAGGUCCAUCAACUCCCGAUCAUCAGUCUUUAAGCGAUACGUUGCUGAUGUUGGAAAAUCGUGGCCCAUCUUGAUUGUUUGUGGAGGAAUUUUGCCGGUGUUCCUGUCUGUUAUCUGGCUUUUGUUGAUUCGACACUUUGUUGCUGCGAUGCCAUGGAUAACUGUUGUCCUAUUUAAUAUUGUCAUUAUAUCAGUAACGAUGUUCUACUAUUUAAAAGCUGGAUGGAUUGGAAACGAUGCUAUCUCUCCGAUCAUUGGCGAGUCGGACCCGUAUUAUCGUGUAUCUGCAAGGGAGCUAACUCAUCUCCAUGUUGCUGCUGUUAUUAUGACGGCUGUUAUGAUCAUUGCUGUGUUAUCGUCUAUAGCUAUAGUCCGACGCAUCCUCAUGGCAACAUCUGUUCUCAAGGUUGCUGCUAAAGUCAUUGGAGAAGUACAGGCGCUAAUUAUUUUCCCCAUUGUUCCAUACGCUAUUCUCGCCAUCUUUUACAUGUUCUGGUUUUCAGCGGCUUUGAAUCUUUUCAGUUCUGGGCGGGUUGUCCAGAACGACUGCAGCAACAACUGCUGUUCGUAUGAUCUUAAAGUGAAAAGGGUGACUUGUGAUCGUUGCUGCGGCUACAGCAUCCAAUAUACGCCACAUAUUGCUGCUGCGAUUAUUUUCCACCUAUUUGGCUGCUAUUGGGCUACUCAAUUUUUCGUGGCAUGCUCCUCAACUAUCAUUGCGGGCUCCGUUGCUUCAUAUUAUUGGGCUCGAGGCGAAAAAUCGCUGGAGAUUCCGUUUCUCCCGGUUGUCUCGUCAAUGAAGCGUCUUAUGCGUUAUAGCCUGGGUUCUGUUGCUCUUGGUUCUGUGUUGGUUUCGUUUAUCGAGCCUAUCCGUUUCAUACUUGGAGCAAUUCGCCGCAGGCUUAAAACUUCUAAUUCUACACCGGAGAGCUGGCCGGGAAAGAUGGCAUUUCAUACUUCUCAGGGUUGCUUGAGAGGUGUUAGCUGGAUCAUGAAAUCUGUGAACCGUAAUGCUUAUAUAAUGAUAGCUAUUACAGGGAAGAGUUUCUUCAAAGCUUCUGAAAUUGCAACAGAACUCAUUAUAAGUAACGUGCUUCGGAUAGGAAAGGUGAAUGUGAUUGGCGAUGUUAUUCUCUUUCUCGGGAAGCUACUCGUGAGUCUUGUGAGUGCUUUGUUUGCUUUUCUCAUGCUGGAUACUCACAAGUACAAGUCCUCGAAUCACAAGAUCUCGUCCCCGCUAUUUCCUGUGCUGGUGUGCUGGGGGAUUGGCUAUGUUGUGGCGACCCUUUUCUUCUCGGUGGUUGAGAUGUCGAUCGAUACUAUAAUCCUUUCGUUUUGCCAAGACUCGGAGGAGCACCAUGGGACUGCCCAGUUUGCGCCCCCGCUUUUGAUGGAGACUUUGGACAGCCAAAAUGAGAUGCAGAGACUCACGCAAUGACCAUUUUGAAACAGUCUACACCCCCAUUGUAGUGUAGUAUCAUCCCCCAACAUUGUCUUAGCUUAAUGUAACACUUCUUUGUAGGUGAAAUUGGCUGGUGCUCCUUUUAUAAGCUCUGGUUUGGUCCUUGUUGGUUGCUUUCUGCCCCUUGUUUCUUUCUUCUUGACUCGUAUACUAACUGUAUAUAGUUUCAACUUUCAAGUCAAGAUCUUCUUCCAGCUUA